UGCGCUCCGUUACUCCUCAGCCAUGGGAACUUUGACUCUCCGUCCACUGCUGCUGCUUCUGCUGCUCUCCUCCGCUGCGGAAGUUUUCAGCUCCAGCAUCUGCUCAUCACGAGGAGCCACCACUUGUCAGCAGUGCUUGGCUGUUCACCCCAGCUGUGCAUGGUGCUACCAGGAGUCGUUUGGAGUGGGAGGAUCCAGUGUGUCCCGCUGCGACACGCCGGAGAAUCUGGUGGAUGGAGGUUGCAUGAGAUCCAAUCUGGAGUUUCCCUCCAGCCAACUUCAUAUUCAGGAGGAUCUUCCGCUCAGCAGCAAGGCCUCUGGCACAGCUGAUGAUGUCACUCAGAUACGGCCGCAGAAACUUCACAUUGUACUAAGACCAGGCGAUUCCAAGCGUUUCACUGUGUCAGUGAAACAGGUGGAGGAUUACCCAGUGGACCUCUACUAUCUUAUGGAUCUUUCGUAUUCAAUGAAGGAUGACUUGGCCCGCCUUCUCACGCUGGGCAAUGAGCUUGCCGAGACCAUGGGCAAGACCACAAGCAACCUACGCAUGGGCUUCGGAGCCUUUGUGGACAAAACCAUUUCCCCUUACAUGUACACUUAUCCUCCGGAGGCGGUUGCAAACCCUUGCUAUGGUAUAAGUCAGACAUGCGAGCCUCAGUUCGGGUUCAGGCAUGUGCUGCCACUGACAGAGCAGGUAGCACGCUUCACUGAGGAGGUGGCGAAGCAGCAGGUGUCUAGAAAUAGAGAUGCUCCAGAGGGUGGAUUUGAUGCCAUCAUGCAGGCCGUGGUGUGCAAGGAGAAAAUCGGCUGGCGUCCGGAUGCCUCACACCUACUGGUUUUCACCACAGAUGCCGUAACUCACAUUGCACUGGACGGGCGUAUAGCUGGCAUAGUGCAGCCCAAUGAUGGACAGUGUCAUCUUGAUAAUGACAACAUUUAUAACCAAUCUACUGUGCUGGACUAUCCCUCCUUGGCGCUCAUGCAUGAGAAAAUGGCUGAAAACAACAUCAAUUUAAUAUUUGCUGUAACCGACCUGGUGCAGCCACUCUACAAGGAGUUCAGUAAGCUCAUCCCAGGCACAACAGUGGGAGUUCUAUCCGCCGACUCUGGGAAUGUUAUUGAUCUCAUUCGGGAGGCUUAUGCGAAAAUUCGCGCUACAGUGCAACUGGAGCUGGUGGGAGUCCCAGAGGAGUUGCAACUCUCCUUCAAUGCCACAUGCCUCAACGGAGAGGUCACCGUCGGACUCAAGUCCUGUACUGGCCUCAACAUUGGAGACACGGUGUCAUUCAGCGUGGAGGCUAAGGUGCAGGGCUGCCCCAAGGAGAAGAGCAGCACUUUUACCAUCAAACCCCUCGGCUUCAAGGAUGCCCUGGAGGUCACGGUGGAUAUCGAUUGCGGUUGCAAAUGUGAGGCAGAUGUAGAAGCCAACAGCCCACACUGCAGCAACGGUAACGGCACCUACGAGUGUGGUGUGUGCCAGUGUCACCCGGGUCGUCUGGGCCCUGUCUGUGAGUGCUCAUUGGAGGAAAACCGACCGUCAGACGAUGCUGACUGCAUCCAAAAGCCGGGCGGCCCAAUCUGCAAUGGGAGAGGCGACUGCUUGUGCGGCCAGUGCUCCUGCCACGCAAAUGAGUUUGGCCAGGUGUGGGGGAAGCACUGCGAUUGUGACGACUUCAACUGCUUGCGCUUCAAAGGGGCACUUUGCUCCGAUCAUGGGAAGUGUAGCUGUGGCUACUGCCAGUGUGACGCCGGCUGGAAAGGAGAAAACUGUAACUGCAGCACAAUCAUUGACACCUGCAUGUCCAGCAUUGGUCUGCUGUGCACCGGCCGGGGGAACUGUGAGUGUGGGGUCUGUCAGUGCACUCAGCCCGGGGCCUACGGAGCAACCUGUGAGAAGUGCCCCACCUGUCCGGAUUCCUGCACCAUAAAGAAAGCGUGUGUUGAGUGUCAGCACUUCAAGAGAGGACAGUACACCACAGACAACAGCUGCAACAGGAUCUGCAAAGAUGAGAUCAGAGUAGUGGAUAAACUGGUUCUCCAAAACACAAAUGCAGUGAAUUGCUCAUACAAAGACGAAAAUGACUGCUUGGAGCACUUCCAGUAUUACGAAGAUGAAAGUGGCAAAUCCAUUCUGUUUGUGGUGAAAGAGCCAGAGUGCCCCGAGGGCCCGGACCUCCUGAUUGUGCUCAUGGGGGUGGUCGGAGCCAUUCUGCUACUGGGCCUGGUUGGCCUCCUCAUCUGGAAGCUGCUGGUCACCAUCCACGAUCGCAAAGAGUUUGGCAGGUUUGAGGAGGAGAGAGCCAAAGCCAAAUGGGAUACGGGUAACAACCCUCUGUACAAGGGAGCCACCUCCACCUUCACCAACGUGGCGUACCGAGGCAAGUGAGGACGAAAUGGAAAGAGAAACACUCAGGGGUCAGUGACAAAGAUGGAAUGUAGCAGAACAGAAAUGGACGGGAAGAAGCUUACACUGUCAUGUGACCAGCUACUGUAACUGAAAAGGGAGUACUGCUGUCAACAGCCUGAUGAAAUUUAUAAAAAAUAAUGAGAACUGUUAAUAUGAGUCACAUGAAGGGGUUGCAUGCUCCUCAGUAUCUGUUUUACACCGUCAUGUCUCCAGUGAGCGGGUUCUGUCCGGGUCCUCCCACAGUCCAAAGACAUGCACAUUGGAGUUAGGUUAAUUGGAUGCUCUAAAUUGCCCAUAGGUGUGAAUGUGAGCUUGAACGGUUGUUUGUCUGUAUGUGUAUGUUUGUUUGUUUGUGUGUUGGCUCUGUGAUACGCUGGCGACCUGUCCAGGAUGUACGCCGCCCCCCCGUCCAAUGUCAGCAGGGAUUGGCUCAGGCCUCCUGCGACCCUCACAGGAUAAGCAAUAUACAUAUUUGUAUAGAUGGUUGGGUUGAUGUCGGCAGCCUUCUCUCAGCACUUCUUCUUCUUUUUUUAAAAUGUGGUUAUUUUCUGUGUCAGAGUGCAGCUGCAGCCUAUUUUAAACUUUUCUUUUCACAGAAUUAAAAAAGGCAGUGAUCAGACCAUUCAGAACAAAGUUUAUUAGAAUAACUAAAAUGUGCACUAUUGAAUCUCCAAUGCCGUUCAUAUACAUUACCAUCUCUUUUUUAUAAUACAAAGUAGUUUAUAGUAAUGGUUGAACCUAGCGUGUGUUUAGAAUGACUUGCAUUACAAUGCCUAUGGUCUAUAUUGUUUUUGAAAUGCACACCAGCAAUGGUAACUUUAUUGGUACAUGACAUGUUUCUUUAUCACUGCGUCGCCACCUCUUGUUGUGCUUGUUGGGCUGUUUUUCUAUUUGUUGUAUUUGUACAUAGGGAUUUGUCCUGCCAUUGCUGAACUGUAAAUUGUGUCAUUGUGUUGGAAUUGUGAAUGACAAACUUGCGCUUACUCCUUAAGCUCUUUAUGUUUACGGGAGGUAAUACUAUUACAGUGUGAGGUGUAUUCUAGUUGAACAGCUCUGAUCCUCUCAGGACAUGGUACAAAAAUACACUGUCUGUUUUGUGUGUUUGUUUGUUUUUGCACACUGGUUUAUCUCUUGUUCCUUUAUCCGUGGGAAACAUAAAGAUGUACAAAACAUGA
This is a messenger RNA of Limanda limanda (common dab), 3582 nucleotides long. RefSeq names its product integrin beta 3a (gene itgb3a). The transcript has 15 exons. Gene Ontology annotation, molecular function: fibrinogen binding; integrin binding; fibronectin binding. Gene Ontology annotation, cellular component: focal adhesion; integrin complex; cell surface. Gene Ontology annotation, biological process: cell-matrix adhesion; cell migration; integrin-mediated signaling pathway. Lineage: Eukaryota; Metazoa; Chordata; Actinopteri; Pleuronectiformes; Pleuronectidae. The coding region runs from base 23 to 2386 and encodes 787 amino acids. The record is from RefSeq and is a predicted model, not a curated record.